Molecule: messenger RNA, 306 nt
Organism: Aspergillus melleus
Lineage: Eukaryota; Fungi; Ascomycota; Eurotiomycetes; Eurotiales; Aspergillaceae
Exons: 3
Coding region: 1-306 (101 amino acids)
Source: RefSeq, a predicted model, not a curated record
AUGGCUCCUCAAGGAGGACUCGUUAUCGACAAAUUUAUCAACGGCGACAUCACAAACAUCACCUCCGCUCCCCAAAUAAGGGGUAAGAACCGGCCUCUGCGCCGGAAGAACGUCGAGGAGCUCACUCUCAAGGAGCUGGAUGCCGAGAUGCAAGCCAUCACGCGUGCCAACGAAAUUGCGCGCCGCGAGAUAGAGAAACGUAUGAUGAGAUAUGCGCUUCUCAAGGCCAGGAAGGAGGGCAUGACCAAGGGCAAGGAUGUCGAGGAGGUCACUGAUCGCUUUGAGAAGAUGCGCACCGAUGAGUAG